Molecule: messenger RNA, 2733 nt
Organism: Procambarus clarkii (red swamp crayfish)
Lineage: Eukaryota; Metazoa; Arthropoda; Malacostraca; Decapoda; Cambaridae
Source: RefSeq, a predicted model, not a curated record
UGCCUCGACGCACACCAAAACAAAGCCAGAGAUGAACGCUAACACGCAGGUCCUCGAGCUGCAUGUGGAGGCCAGACAAGUGGAUGAAGCAGUUUUAAGUCUGUUUCACACACUUCUGUUUCACCGAUCCACAGGAAAAUUUCACUACAAAAAUGAUGACACAUAUGCUGUUGGUACCAUUGGUUUUCAAGAUGUGGACUGCGAUUUCAUUGAUUUUACUUACGUACGUUGUUCAUCAGAGGAACUGGACAAAUGCAUCCGCCGUGAAGUGAGUGGCUUCUGUGAAGCCAUCCGGGCACCUGAUGCUCCAUCCAGUGGUCAGGUUGCCUUAGAAUUUUACCAACGAAAACGUGGAAGAUGGCCGUUUGCAUCAGAAAGUAUUCCCUGGGAAGUGUGGACAUUAAGGGUGAAUGUAGUCUCUUUAAGCAAUGAACAUGAGCGGCAAAUCUGGCGUGAAAAAGUUGGAGAAUCACUUGGAGAAAGACUAUUACACAUAACUGACACAUUGAAUCGGCAUGACUACAUUCCCUCUCCUCCAAAUCAGGCAGAAAUUGAUUUUAUAUAUGACACAUCUUUCCCAGAUGUCCAACCUUUCCUCUUCAAGGUAAACUACAGUGUGUCGGCUCCCAGUAAUCCAUCGGCAACAACCACCUUCAAGAAGCUAAUAAGAGACACUUUAGCGCUAUAACAUUGGCUGUAUGUUAGGUUACUACAACUUUCGUCCUAUGCUGCUAGCACCAGACUCUUCGUUGAGGAGGGUUUGGUUGCAUUGGUAUUCAGAGGUUAUGAAGUGUGGCAAGGCCCCAAGAUGCUUUGGAGUACGAUCUUGCAAGGAAGUUGGACGUCCAUUAUGAAGUCAGUAUUGAGAUCUGAUGGCACAACAUCAGUCUUGCUUCUUUUCGAGUUCAUGAGAAUCAUAAAUUUUUGCAUCAGAAUUAGAUCAAAUGGUUUAUACACAAAUACAUAUAUAAUAUUGUCUGAUGCAUUGACUAGUUAGAUUCUAGUUAACUGAAUUUUGAAUAACUAGGGGUCAAUUAUUUUUUGGUUCAGUGAUCUGUGAAAAAUAUAGUGAUAUAUUUAGGUGCCAAUAUUUUUCGCAGAGCUAAUUUUCUAAAUGUAUCACUUGUAAUAAUGAUGGUAUUCCCAAAUGCUGCAGUAGUUGCAGAUUACCUAUUUGCUUAUAGAUCUUUAUGCUAAAAUCAACAAAGUAUUGUAAGUUAUUGUACCUACUGAUUUCUCCACUUGGCAGUAAUUGCAUUUUCACCUGUCACAAAAUAGACUAUAGUUUAGCCAUAAAUAUUAACAUACCACAUUCAUCAUAACCAUUUUGGGGGAAGGGGGGGGGGGAGGGCUUGAAUUAUUGUGUGGAAGUGCGUACUGUGGCACAUGUUUGGAAGCCACAGUGACUGAAUGCUUUUAUUACAUGCCUUAUUGACAAAGGCAUGUGCUGAAAUGAUCUAUAUUUUAAAUAUAAGUAUAACUAAAUUUCUAAAAAAGUUUACUAUGAGGGAUUAUAAGCUAUUGAGAAUGGGUUAGUCAAUGAGACCCUCCUCUUAAGAGUUUUAUAUAACCAUAUCCUUAGCCAUGCUGCUUUCUUACAAAAAGUUCAGUGGUAGACUUCCAUUACAUUUUUGCUCCAUACAUGAUUAUCUAAAAGUUCAUUUGAGACUUGCCAAUAGUUAUGCAAGGUUCACGUGUUUAAUGAUUGGCACAGCCCUCAUACAGACUUUUGUAAAGUUAAAAAGCAGGGAUAGCCUUGAAUGGCAUAAAUAUUAUCACUUGAGGACCACAAUGUUUCCAGUAGAACUAUGUUGCUGCUUAUUAUUUAUGUUUACUGAUGGAAAAAGAAAUGCCUCUGAAUGAAUAAUUAAAAAAAUAAUUAGUUGUUUUACUACAAAAUGGCACUUAUUAUACUUUGCAAACAACAACUUGCUAAGUUACAAAUAUAAUCAGCUUGUUUAUUGUUUAUUUUAACCUAAAACAAAAUAUGUUUUUUCCGAGUUUUGUAAAAUCUUUAAUUUCAUUUAAUACUGUCUAGUUAAUAUUUAUGGAUGCCAUGAUAACUAUAUAAUUUAGUAAUAUAAUUUUUAUAUACUUUUACAAAUGCACUUGAUAUUUGUACAGUUUAAAGCAAUGCUUCUUUGAUUUUUAAAUGUCGUAUAUGUUCUUGCAUGACACUCGCAUGCAAUAGUUGCCAGACAAGCUUUAAAAAAACUGUAACUGGAUUUUUGAAAUUCGUGAAUUUCUCUUUGAAUCAUUUACUCGUGUGCCAAAGGGGUCCUGUUAAAUGUCACUAGGAUCAUACAUAUCUAUUUUCUAAUUUUGGUUCAGAGGGAAUCAUAGUUCAGCUUGAAACAUUUUGGUUUGCAGGUUAAAAUUUAUUAUGCAAGAAAAGUCUUGUUGACUUUUUGCUGAAUAAUUUGUCCACGAGACUAUUCAGAAACUUUAAUGUAUCUUUCAUAAUUGUAUAAUGUUGUUAUAUAUAUAUUUCAAGUCAUAGAAAUAUUAGAGAGUCUGUGAGAAUGCUAUUAAUCAUUUAUGUAUGAUUAUAAUUUAUUAAUAAUCACAAGACGUGUGUCUGGAAAGGUGAACUCAUUACUCAGUGUGUCUGAGAAACUUUUCCUCAUCACUCGUUAAGAUUUUAUUUUCUUGUAAACAAUGCUGUUACCUAUAAAACGUGAAAAAGGCGCUCUGUGCCUGCAAUGGAAAUAAAUAUUUUUGUAAAGGCAAAAA